UUAAAGAUAUUUAAAUACAUGGCAGCUUUCACCCUAGUAUAUUCAGUAACCUCUUCCAUAGCGCUCUGGUGGGCAGACUUUCAAAGAGUCCUGCUCCAAAUCCUUCCGUUGAUGACCUGUCAUUGGAGAUGAAAUGUUAACUCUGUUUCCCUCUCCAGAGAUACUUCCUUACGGACUCUAUUUCGGAAAUAGCCAUUUAUAUUUCAGAUUUCCAUCUGUAGUCCUCUGUAGAUAAUGGAUUGGUGUUUGCCCUGGGUUCAACCCUCUAGACCUGCUAGUUUUGUGCUCUGCCUCUGGAGCGACAAACAAACUGCUGGAGGAACUUGGUGGAUAAAACCGCAUUUCUGGAGGGAGAUGUUCUUCGUCCAGCCCCAAAAUGUCAGCUGUUCAUUUCCUUCCAAAGAUGUCAUCUGCUCUGCUGAGUAGUUUGAUUAUUGCUCCGGUUCCAGUAUCUGUGUGUCUCCCCUUUGGGCUGCUGGUUUGACGUUGGCACUGGACUUUCGCUCUGGAGCUACUGGUUCAGAGCCGGCAUUGGAUCCCCCCUCUGGAGCUGCCGGUUCGGUGCAUGCACCGCCUCUGGAUUCAGUGACAUUCCCCGAAAGCAGCGCACUGCUGCCUGACUGAAGUCUGCUUACUCGCUCGUAGACGCACGUCACUGGUGGAGUUUUCCGGGAGAGUAAAGAUGGCAACUCCGCAGUACAGCCUGAAGCGAGUGUUGUGGCAGAAGAUCAAGAAACUCAUACUGGAUGACUGCUUGGAAGCAGGAGAAUGGAAGAUACUUAUUUUGGACCAUUACACCACAAGGCUUCUUUCGUCUUGCUGCAAAAUAUCCACACUUAUGGCUGAAAAGAUCAGCGUUGUUGAAGACCUACACAAAAUCCGUGAGCCAGUUCCAAACAUGAAGGCUAUCUACUUCAUUACUCCAACAGAAAAGUCUGUAGAUGCACUUAUAAAUGACUUCAGAAAAAAGAACAAUUAUAAAGCAGCUUAUGUUUACUUCACUGACUAUUGUCCUGAUAAUCUCUUCAGUCAGUUAAAAACUACAAGUGCAAAACCCAUAAAACGUUGCAAAGAAGUUAAUAUUUCCUUUCUUUCAUAUGAAUCUCAGGUAUUCAUCUUUGACAUUCCUGAUUCAUUUUCCUCAAUUUAUAGUCCAACAUCAAAAGACAAAAAUAACAUUAUGGAAAUAAUGGCAGAGAAAAUUGCCACCGUGUGUGCAACUUUGGAUGAAAAUCCUGGUGUCCGCUACAGAAAGGAACGUGGAAAUGAUUACAGUGAAACUGGAAAUAAUGCAGAGUAUCUUGCAAAUCUGGUAGAGGAAAAGCUGGCAGAACAUUACAAACUGGCUGAGGACUGCAAUAUAAAGGGUAAAACGCAGUCACAGCUUCUGGUAAUCGACCGUGGCUUUGAUCCAGUAUCAACACUCUUGCAUGAGCUGACUUUCCAAGCUAUGGCUUAUGACUUGGUUCCAAUUGAAAAUAACAUUUAUAGAUAUCAAACAAAAGAAGAGUCAGCAUCCAAAGAGGCUCUUUUGGAUGAGGAUGACACACUCUGGGUAAAUUUGCGGCAUCUACAUAUUGCAGAAGUUAGCGAGAAAAUACCAAAAUUGGUAAAGGAACUUGCCAAAAGUAGCAAGACAACAGAAGGAAAAGCCACCGUAGGUUCUUUAUCUCAAAUGAUGAAGAAGUUGCCUGCUUUCCGAAGACAAAAGGCUAAGCAAACAGUCCACCUGACUCUAGCUGAAGAUUGUAUGAAGCAUUUCCACGGGAUGGUGGAAAAACUAUGCAAGGCCGAACAGGACUUGGCUGUUGGAACAGAUGCACAAAGCCAGAAAAUUAAGGACCCCAUGAGAAUCAUUCUGCCUUUUUUGCUGGACAAGACUAUUGGAGAUUAUGAAAAAUUGAGGAUCAUCUUGCUCUAUAUCUUCCAUGUAAAUGGAACGACGGAAGAGAAUCUUGGCAAGCUCAUCCAGCAUGGAAGAGUUGAAAACAACCGUGACAUCAUUGAAAACUGGAAAUUUCUUGAUGUACCCAUUCUCUCUUCUAACGCCCAGCAAUGUAAACCUGUGCGUAAGGAUCGCAGUACCGAGGAGAAUUACCAGCUUUCCAGGUGGACUCCCUUCAUUAAAGAUAUCAUGGAGGAUUCCAUUGCCAACAAGCUUGAUUCCCAUGACUGGCCUCACUGCUCGGGCUGCAGUGCUGCGUGGAAUGGCUCAGGGGCUGUAAGUGCUCGACAGGGGAACAAAAGCAAUCUCCAUGAUGACCGCAAAGGUGGUUUAAAACUAAUUGUAUUUGUAAUAGGAGGUAUAACGUAUUCAGAAAUACGCUGUGCUUAUGAAGUUUCUAAGGCCAAUAAGUUUUGUGAUGUCAUUAUUGGGUCAACUCAUAUUCUUACACCCACAAGAUUACUUGAUGAUCUCAAGAAACUGAACAAGUAAAAGUGCCACAUAUGAGUUAAAGUUGGCCACUUGUAUCAACUGCACUUAACGUGAAUAACAAGAGCUUAACAUCCACGUAAUGAAACUUUGUCUAAAGUAUUUUGAUAAACAAAGUACACAGCAUGUAUUGACCAGUUCAAGGACUCUAAUUUAGUUACACUAUUAAUACUGUAAUGAAUCUUCUGGGAGAGUCAAUAUUGGUAAAGUAUUUCUGCUUUGACUUAUUGCCUGUAAAUCAAUGAGGAUACCAUACUCUGACCCGUAAUUGGUGAUCACUAGUAACGCGUUUGUAUUUUUAAAAUGUUGACUAUAUAGGAUUUUUUCAGAGUAAUGUUGCUUAUAGGCUUUGUACAUUUUGUAGCUAUGUUUUGAAUAUAUUGCCCAUAAUAUACUGUAUAUGUCUAACAUAGGAUUGUAACAUUUUCAACUUACUGUUAUUAAAUAAAAUCUUAUAUUCUAUCUAAUAUUGCAUUGUAAAUGUUUUUGCAAAAGCAUUUAAGCCUUAUCAAAACUAGGAAUGUACUUUAGAUUAAUAUAAUUCUUUUCAAAAAUGUUUAACAAAUUUGCCACUUAAAGUGCAGUUGCAUUCUGAAAUACUUCACUGUAAUCAAUAAAGGUGUGCCAUUAUGUUCGUGUAUGGUGCAAUGCAAAUCUUACCCAUCAGGUGCUAAUCCGGGAAGAUGUCAACCAAUGUGUGCAGUUUUCCUUCUCUGAGCUGUACUAAUGUCACUUGUGUGUAGACCCAAAAUAAGAGGGCGGAAAAGAUACUGGCUGUGUAUUGAGACGAUUUGCAGAGGCAUAUUUCAACUGCCAUUUUUUGUUUAGCUAUGAAAUGUAUGUAACUGGAAUAUUUUCAGCAUUUUGUUGUACAGAAUGCCAACUACCAAGCACUGUAUGUCUUCUGACAAGCUAAUAAAUUAAAUGCUGCAAAGAGGCAACUGUGUUUUGUAAUGGUA
Mobula hypostoma (lesser devil ray) is the source of this 3393-nucleotide messenger RNA. It is a transcript of the gene stxbp3, whose product is annotated as syntaxin binding protein 3. Gene Ontology annotation, molecular function: syntaxin-1 binding. The coding region runs from base 683 to 2437 and encodes 584 amino acids. The transcript has 19 exons. NCBI's taxonomy places the organism in Eukaryota, Metazoa, Chordata, Chondrichthyes, Myliobatiformes, Myliobatidae. Gene Ontology annotation, biological process: neurotransmitter secretion; intracellular protein transport; vesicle-mediated transport. The record is from RefSeq and is a predicted model, not a curated record. Gene Ontology annotation, cellular component: secretory granule; plasma membrane.